Drosophila hydei is the source of this 891-nucleotide messenger RNA. RefSeq lists its product as uncharacterized. The transcript is spliced from 2 exons. Bases 160 to 828 code for a protein of 222 amino acids. The record is from RefSeq and is a predicted model, not a curated record. Lineage: Eukaryota; Metazoa; Arthropoda; Insecta; Diptera; Drosophilidae.
GCUGCCACAUAAUCUGAAGAAACAUAUGGAAUCAGACGGUAGAUGGGACGUAUGUAUAUUGGAAUAAAAGGAUUGCAUUUGCGCAAACGCUUAUAUUGGAUUAAUGAGUUCAACUGAAACUGGAUUAGUUGAAAUUGCAACAAGGACGUCGGACACAGCAUGACACUGAUAUUGUGCGUCUCCGACUACUGGCAACGCCGCCAUUACUACAAUCGUCUGCCCAUUCAACCGGCUGGCGACACUGACAAGAGCCAGAAAAAAGCUGUUCGCCGGCUGCUGUUACAGCUAGAUGCCAUCACUGGCAACUACUGGUUGCGCGAGCUACUUCAGCAAAAGGUGCUGCGCGAUCAACUGCAGGCAGAGCAUAAAGUGCAGAUACUAUGGCUGUCGUUUCAUCCGCCAGAACGCGACACCAUCGACUAUAAGUUCGCGGAUAUGCUGGCGCACACAAUAUGGGAGCACAUCGAGAUGGAGCACUUAAUGUCUUGGCUAUCGACGCUAGGCGGCGGCUUCUCAGCACUGGGUGAACAAUUCGAACGAUGCGCUCAGACAGCGGGAAAGAUUUCACUGCAGCAGCUAACGAUUGGUCUCCGAGUAGGUGAUCCAUUUUUGCAAGCGCGAUGUAAACUAUACUACAGCAUUUCCCUAAUCCAGCGAGGCCAACUCCGCCAGGCCAAGCAAAUGAUACGCGCCCAAUAUCAAUUUGCGAAACAGCAUGAGGAGCACGAUCACCGGCUGGUGCGUAUGUGCUUGGGUAUUUGGCUGCGCUUGCGCUAUGAGUACGAGGAGCGAAAGAAGCGGCGAUUAACUGUAAAGUGUAACUCAUAACUCGUGAAGAGAUUUUGUUAAAAGGCUAAGCAUAAAAUGAAAGCAUGGUUUACUGUUAGUUGU